AGAUUAUUUAUUGAUACAACAGAGGGAACUCAAAGUAAAUCUUGAGGUGACAGAAGAUACCUGCCAAUUUUGACAUUUUAUACAGCAAGCCACUAAAGAAUCACAGUCCCGAGGACAAGUAUGGACUACUUUUUUGAUGAAAUAGUUUUUUUUUGCAACCCAACCAACAAAGCAAAGUUUCCCUAUUAAUAUAUAUAUAAAAUGGCCAUUGUAGAAAAGAAACGUAAACACAAGGAUGGCUCCGAAAAGAGUUCUAAAAAGAAACAAAAGUCCAUCACAAAGAUUGUCGCUCCCGGUUCACCUGCCAGUUCCGUCACUGUAGCAACACCAACUGCCGCAACCUCUUUCUCUGAAGUGGUUGUUAAAUUAUACCUUCACUUGGCUCCCAUGUGGUCAGGGAAGACAAUGGAAGGUGUCAAUGAACAGUUAAAUGCCUUUUUAAUGAAAUACGUUCCCGAAGUCGACGGUAUUGUUCUCGCACACUCUGACGUUAAAUUCGAUACAGAUAAAGGAAAAAUUCUUUAUGAUUCACCCUUUUGUCAUUUUUUCGUUACUGUCAAACUCCUUGUCUGGAAACCCAAGAGAGGAACAAAACUUGUCGGACGCAUUAAUUUACAGUCAGAGGAUCAUAUUGGUCUUUUAAUUUAUGGAACUUUCAACGCAUCCAUUCCCAAAUCUCGCAUACCUUCUUCUACCUAUGAAUGGAAAAUUAACGAGGAAGAGGCUGUUGUAGAAGAUGCUGUUGAAGCGGAAGAUGAUGCGGUCGUGGAGGAAAGUGCUGAAGGCGAGGAGUCUGUUUCAGAAGAAAGAACUAGAACACAAUAUGGUGAAUGGGUUGAUAAGGAAACUGGUUCUAGCAUUGGUGGUGAUGAUGGGACACUUGAAUUUAACGUUAUGGAUAUCAUUGAAGCAAAUGAUAUCUUGACCGUUACUGGAGCUCUUUAGAUUGUAUAUUUUUCCUAAAAUUUCUUGUCCCACCCAUCUCUUAUUUUUUA
This is a messenger RNA of Mucor mucedo, 995 nucleotides long. RefSeq lists its product as uncharacterized. Gene Ontology annotation, biological process: DNA-templated transcription initiation; DNA-templated transcription. The record is from RefSeq and is a predicted model, not a curated record. The coding region runs from base 202 to 945 and encodes 247 amino acids. NCBI's taxonomy places the organism in Eukaryota, Fungi, Mucoromycota, Mucoromycetes, Mucorales, Mucoraceae. Gene Ontology annotation, cellular component: RNA polymerase I complex. The transcript is spliced from 4 exons.